ACGCCGUUGCGUGGCUAGAGCGUCUGAUGAGGAGCCGUUGGCGGCGCUGCUGCUUUAUUUUAUAUAUUUUAUAGCGAUAAAAACGACACAUUUCGAGGUCAAAGGGUACAAAUGAAGAAAGGAAAAUAAUUUAAAAUAUCUCAGGUUAGCUCGCUGUCAACGUCGGAGGAGUUUUGUGAUGAUACGACGUUUAUAUCGAUGAUGUUUACUGGAUAAGUUCCUCUGAAAGGUUCCCAAUAUCUGGAGCCUCCAACUGCCUCCAGCUGCCAAUACUAGGCAGGAAAACACAGCUAUUUCUUUAUAUCGUGGUGGUGGCUGCAAGCCAAUAGUUUACUCUGGAGCAGGACACGGAGGAUAGUGUGGCCAUGACGGGAGGGACUGCAGCUGCCCUUCCCAUGAGCAACCACACCCGAGAGAGGGUGACCGUGGCCAAGCUGACGCUGGAGAACUUCUACAGCACACUUCUCACCCAGCACGAGGAGCGCGAGAUGAGGCAGAAGAAGCUGGAGAAGGCCAUGGACGAAGAGGGUUUGCCAGAUGAGGAGAAAGUAAUGCGCCGCUCGCAGCAUGCCCGCAAGGAGACUGAGUUUUUGCGACUGAAGAGGACGCGACUCGGCUUGGAUGACUUCGAGUCCCUCAAAGUUAUCGGACGGGGCGCUUUUGGAGAGGUCCGUUUGGUGCAGAAAAAAGACACGGGGCACAUUUACGCCAUGAAGAUAUUAAGAAAAGCAGACAUGCUGGAGAAAGAACAGGUUGCUCAUAUCCGGGCAGAGAGGGACAUUCUGGUAGAGGCGGACGGCGCCUGGGUGGUCAAGAUGUUCUACAGCUUCCAGGACAAAAGGAACCUCUACCUCAUCAUGGAGUUCCUGCCUGGAGGGGACAUGAUGACCCUGCUGAUGAAGAAGGACACGCUGUCUGAAGAGGCCACCCAGUUCUACAUCGCAGAGACGGUUCUUGCCAUCGACUCCAUCCACCAGCUGGGCUUCAUCCACAGAGACAUCAAACCAGACAACCUGCUGCUGGACUCCAGGGGACACGUGAAGCUGUCAGACUUCGGCCUGUGUACGGGACUGAAGAAGGCUCAUCGUACAGAAUUUUACAGGAACCUGACGCACAACCCGCCCAGUGAUUUCUCCUUUCAGAAUAUGAACUCCAAGAGGAAAGCAGAAACCUGGAAGAAGAACCGGAGGCAGCUGGCUUAUUCUACCGUGGGAACGCCAGACUACAUCGCUCCUGAAGUCUUCAUGCAGACGGGAUACAACAAGCUGUGUGACUGGUGGUCUCUGGGGGUCAUCAUGUAUGAAAUGCUCAUCGGUUACCCACCCUUCUGCUCUGAGACGCCACAGGAGACAUACAGGAAGGUGAUGAACUGGAAGGAAACCCUCGUCUUCCCACCCGAAGUCCCCAUCUCAGAGAGGGCCAAAGACUUGAUAUUAAAGUAUUGCACUGAUGCUGAGAACAGGGUCGGAGCUGUGAGCGUGGAGGAGAUCAAGAGUCAUCAGUUCUUUGAGUCGGUGGACUGGGAGCACAUCAGGGAGCGGCCGGCAGCCAUCUCCAUUGAAAUCAAGAGUAUCGACGACACCUCGAACUUUGACGACUUCCCUGAAUCGGACAUCCUUCAGCCAGCCAAUGCAACGGAGCCAGACUUCAAAUCAAAGGAUUGGGUGUUCCUCAACUACACGUACAAACGCUUCGAGGGUCUGACUCAGCGAGGCACCAUCCCCACAUACAUGAAGGCAGGGAAGGCCUGACACGGGGUGUCGUGGAGGAAAAACAGACGUUUACGGACACAGGGUCGGGCCGCGGAGCCCCGCUGCUGCUGAAAGGCUGUGCCGUCGGCCUCUCAGUAUAAAUUUAACCCUCAUCAUCAAGUCAUUUAGGCCGCAAGGACGCCUAGAGCUCGGAAAUUAAGGAGCGUUACCGCAUUACCUCGGUUGUUUAUAAUCGUAUACACGUGCCGUCUUUAGCCAUAGCUCUCAGGCCAGCUCACUAACUAGGACACUAAAUCAGCAUAUCUGCAUGUUCAGCGGCGUACUGCUUCUGGAGAGGAUUUUUUUUUUUACUGCCCAAAGGUGUCUGAGGAUUGAGUACAAAUCACUGCUUCAACAUCUUCACAGCAAUAGUUUCUACACUGGUGGCUAAAUUAGAUCAUUUCUAAUACUGAAGAUACACUGUAGUCAGAGUGAUCAGUGCGUUCUCGCCCAUACUGUUAUUAGUGGAUUUUAAAGGAAAGUUCCAGCAUGAUUUCUAUGGUUUUUGGCUCAUUUUCUGCUUUUGUAUUUAAAGGUGCAGUGUGUAGGAUUUGGUGGCAUCUAGUGGUGAGGUUGCAGAUUGCAACCAACUGAAACUUCCCCCCGUGUGCCAAGUGUGUAGGAGAGCUACGGUGGCUGACACAAAAACG
This is a messenger RNA of Sebastes umbrosus (honeycomb rockfish), 2401 nucleotides long. Its product is annotated as serine/threonine-protein kinase 38-like. The transcript is spliced from 14 exons. The record is from RefSeq and is a predicted model, not a curated record. Gene Ontology annotation, biological process: intracellular signal transduction; peptidyl-serine phosphorylation. Bases 366 to 1751 code for a protein of 461 amino acids. NCBI's taxonomy places the organism in Eukaryota, Metazoa, Chordata, Actinopteri, Perciformes, Sebastidae. Gene Ontology annotation, molecular function: ATP binding; protein serine/threonine kinase activity.